CGCCUCGCCCUGGCUUCCGCCCGAGCCCCGUCGACGGCGGACUCGGCGGUCGGGGACGGCAACAUGGAGGCGGCGCGCGGCGGGGCUGCGGACGGGACGGCUCGGGCGGAGGCCCCGGGACCCGCGGACGACCGGCUGUUCCUGGUGAAAGGUGGAAUUUUCCUGGGUACGGUUGGUGCAGUGGGAAUGUUAGCUGGAUUUGUUACAACGUUAUCGUUGGCGAAAAAGAGAAGCCCCGAAUGGUUCAAUAAGGGAAGUAUGUCCACGGCGGCCUUACCGGAGAGCGGCUCUUCGCUGGCCCUGCGAGCUCUGGCCUGGGGCUCCCUCUACGCGUGGUGUGGGGUUGGUGUGAUCAGCUUUGCCGUGUGCAAAGCACUAGGAGUCCACAAUUUGAAAGACUUUCGAAGUAAAAUGCAAUCAGUAUUUCCACCAAUCCCCAAGCACUCUGGACCAGCGGCCGAGUGGGAGGAAGUGUGGAAGUCCAAGUGA
Messenger RNA from Ochotona princeps (American pika), 489 nucleotides. It is a transcript of the gene TMEM242, whose product is annotated as transmembrane protein 242. The record is from RefSeq and is a predicted model, not a curated record. The transcript is spliced from 4 exons. Bases 64 to 489 code for a protein of 141 amino acids. Lineage: Eukaryota; Metazoa; Chordata; Mammalia; Lagomorpha; Ochotonidae.